Molecule: messenger RNA, 3317 nt
Organism: Scylla paramamosain (green mud crab)
Lineage: Eukaryota; Metazoa; Arthropoda; Malacostraca; Decapoda; Portunidae
Biological process (GO): synapse organization
Cellular component (GO): neuron projection membrane
Source: RefSeq, a predicted model, not a curated record
AUCGUACGUAGAGCAAAACACCUAAACAGAAAGAGGGGAAUGCUUGAUUUCAAAUUCUCAGGUCCAGGUACCUAAGUAAUUAAGCUCUGAUAUGAUGUGACAGGUAAACAAUAAUGGUAUAGUGUGUGCUCGGUGCUCAGCCUUCCUCUCGCCAGCCCACGCCAACUCCUCUCCUCGCUGCCUGGGCCACAAGUUCCAGAGAGGUAGGGUCACUUUUUUUUUUUUUUUCUUCUGUCCCUUCGCAGUGUGAGGACGCGCCUUCUCUUAGUAAGUUCAACCACGGCCAAGUACAAUCCUGCAAAAGAAAAACACAUUGAUUCUCCUCCUUGUGGGCCGCAGCGGUGUCGGGGAGCCGAGGGGGAGCAUGCGCAGGGCCCGGCACUACAGGCCAGAGGAAAGAGAGUUAUCGAUCUCGUUUACCUUUACAAAACUUUCUUCCUGACACGACUUGUCAUUACAGUUCAACAUUUAUUUAUAAUGCCAAGACUUUAAGGUUUCUCUUUCAUGUUGCAAGAGGAACGUGCAUCUUUGACAGCGAGAGAAUGCAACCUUCGGCAACUUCGACCCCGUCCAGUCCUUCGUGGGUUCACCAGGCGCUCGGCCUCUCAGUGUGGGUAGACGCUCAGUCGGGUGUAGGUGCGUCAGUCUCCAUCUCGCCGGUGAGGAGGCUUUACCCAGCACUUCCUCUAGCGGAUAGCCAGCGAUCCCGCACGGUACUCCGGCGGGUGGAUCAAUCCUGUCGAGUGUUGUUGUCUCCAGACGCUAAAACAGACCCUUGUCAGAAAUUUAAACACGGGCAAGCAAUAUAAAACCUAUUUACGAGAGUGCAUCACGCUGGGAGAAUAUUUCUAUACACUAAGUACCGGUGAACUCCCCAAACUAUGCCGCCAACGAAGGGGAGUUGCAAGGAGUAACCUGUGCAUGAGACUGACCAGCAAAGAGUGACAGGCUCGCGCAGUGUGAGUCCAGGACAGUCAAGAGGAGGAUUACUUCCACCACAAACAUGACACAAGGAAAUAUAUCAAGACAGUUACUUCUGCUGCAAGUCCUCCUUAUCCUGGGAGGGUCCGAGGCGUUUGAUCCGGAGGCGAGCAUCACGGGGCUGUACACCGGGCCCUACUUCGAUCCCCUCUCGCCCCGGAACAUGACGGCACACCUGGGGGAUGAGGCAAAACUCCCCUGCACCGUCAGACAGCUCGGAGAUAAGUCGGUGUCGUGGGUGAGAGUGAGGGACGCAGACAUCCUGACAGUGGACCGCUACACCUUCGUCGGGGAUGAGCGGUUCGAGUCCCACUACUCAGCUCAAUCAGAGACUUGGAACCUGGUGAUCCGCUACGUGCAGGAGCGUGACGCGGGGGAGUAUGAGUGCCAGGUGUCCACGGAACCCAAGAUGAGCCAGUUCUUCAGCCUACGAGUCGUCAUUCCCAAAGUCAAGAUUCUGCCAAUGGGGGAUCGUUACGUGAAGGCGGGAAGCACCGUCCGCAUUGAUUGCCAAAUCACAGACGUGGUGCAGCUGCCAGACUACAUCUUUUGGUACCACCAGGAGAAGAGGGUGAUGGCCCGACACGAUCCUAACCUAACUGUGAAGGUGAAGCGCACGGACGUGGAGGCCAUCACGUCCACCCUCACCAUCCACAAGGUGCGCCAGGAACAGAGCGGAAACUACACCUGCAUGCCCUCCAACCUGCACUCCGCCUCCGUCGUGCUGCACGUCAUCAACGAGAAGCACCCCGCGGCCAUGCAGGGCGAACGGAACGGGUCAGGAGCAGCCGAGGCCAAGAUCCACGUUACCUUCCUCAUAUUGCUGCUCCUCUUCGUCUUCACGGUCUCACUUGGUGUUCGGGAGGAAACUUACAGACCUAAACCAAAAAAGCGACUAGCUACAAAUCCAGCUUCAGUGGCUGUUCUCUCGCCUGCCACCAAAUCUUCAAUGUACCUCUCUCCAAUUACUGCUCUUUCCCCUCCCUCUCUCCCCUGCCUCUCGCACCACGUACCUACUGCCACAUCGAGCCAGGGGGAACAAGAAGCCUUCGAUAUACUUUGGAAACUUCUGAAAAUUGACGCUCUCCAUCGUGCACAGGAAGUUCGCUCUACUGAGGGGGACGAUGCAAAAUCUGUGCCCAGCGAUGGCAGCCUCACUAGGGCCAUGCCAUUCUCGAACAGGCCUGAGGAGAUGCUUAACGCGGAGGGUUGUCCUUCAUCCUCCUUGAAGCGGCGAGCCCCUCAGGAGUUGAUCUUUGAUGAAGCUCAGGAACCACUUAACGUGUUAGGAAAGGAGAGAGUAGAAGAAACAAAGGCCAGCAGGACUCGAGUUGCAAGUCCUCAACCUCAUCAAGUACCACCAAUGUCGCAAAUAAAGGGUUUUCGGGGCGUCGGUCGAAGGCUGGGGGUCGCCUCUUGUCGGUGAUCAGCCCGGCCGCCCUUGAUACCUACUUUUGUAUAUAUCGUGUACAUAGACAAGUAUAUAUGAUUUUUAUGUGUACAGAUAGACUUGUACAAAAGAUCGUUCCCAAGAUAGCAAUUAGUAUUGGGAAGUUAACAAAAAAAAAAAAAAGAAUCGUUUUAUAGGAGUUUCUAAAGUCAAAGGAGAUAACUGGAUCCUGCGUGAGAGAAGCGUCUAAAACAUGUGCUUCUUGUAAAUAUAUUUCAUUCUUGCGUGUGUAUACCUAAAGGAGGUUCGACUUAAAAAAUUAUUUCAGCGAGGCUAUAGUACACACCCACACACUACGUUGCCACUUUUUGGUAUCAUUUGAAAUGAGUUCGCCUUUUAUUUACGCCAAUACAUAUUUCUUGAAACUGAAUUCCAUUGACUAUUUACCAAUUAUUUAGAAGAAUGUAUACGACUUGAGUGUUCCAUGUCGUUCAAAAUAUACCCUGGAACUGAGAAACCCAACUGUUCUGUGUCAGCAAACGAGGAGAUCUGCUAGUAGCGGAUGAGAGCCAGGUCAGCAGUCCUCUACAACCACCAUGGACUCAAUUGAACCACUAGUCAUAAAGAACCCCCCGCCACUAAGUGACUACUGGACAAAACAGGCUAGGCGGAGUCUCUAGUUGAAGAUCUGGUGAAGUUAUGAAUCGUCAGCAGUGUUCCGACUUUGGAGUGACUGGCAAGCUUUCUGUAACUCGACAGGGUGGGGCUUGGCUUGAGUAUCGGCCGUGCCCUCCCGUGCUGUCUUCAGCACAACUCCCUCGGAACCCGGGAGGCGCCGCACAGAGCACUUGGGUGUUCCAUUCGCCUUCAGUGUUUCGUAAAUGAAUUAAUCGAUGAGUUAAUUCCUUCUGUGUUCCGUGUAUUCACUAUUUACUAUUUUCAACAA